AUGUCCGACGACGGUCUUUCCCCAGUUUACGCCCCCUUCUUCGGCGUCCUCGGCACCGCUUCGGCCAUCGUCUUCAGCAGUCUCGGCGCGGCAUAUGGCACGGCCAAGUCGGGCACGGGCAUCGCCGCGAUGGCCGUCAUGCGACCGGAGCUCAUCAUGAAGUCGAUCAUUCCCGUGGUCAUGGCGGGUAUCAUUGCCAUCUACGGCCUGGUGGUGGCGGCCAUCAUCGCCAACCAGCUGGAGGAGGGCGGGAAGAAGGACGGCUACAAGCUCUUCAAGGGCUUCCUCCACCUGGGCGCUGGCCUCUCCGUGGGUCUGUCCGGCCUGGCGGCAGGCUUCGCCAUCGGCAUAGUCGGCGACGCGGGCGUCCGCGGCACGGCCCAGCAGCCACGUCUCUUUGUCGGCAUGAUUCUCAUUCUCAUUUUCGCGGAGGUGCUGGGUCUCUACGGGCUGAUCGUCGCCCUUGUGCUCGCCACCAAGCAGUAG
Molecule: messenger RNA, 486 nt
Organism: Rhagoletis zephyria (snowberry fruit fly)
Lineage: Eukaryota; Metazoa; Arthropoda; Insecta; Diptera; Tephritidae
Source: RefSeq, a predicted model, not a curated record